CGCUAUAGAAGAUCCAUUUGAUAAAUCAAAAUUAUUACGACAUUUUACAUUACGGUAUAUAUUAUUGGAUAAUAUCUUUCAUACUGUCGAAUUGGGUAUUCGUGAUCGAAUAAUUCUUGUAAAUAAUACAUUCAUAAUUCCCGGAAAUAUUCCGAAUAGUAUGCCGGAUGAAAAUGAAAAUUGUCAAACAAUUAAACACAUGAUGUAUGGUGAACGAAGUGCCCAAUUAAUUGAUAAAUUAAUUGUUCCAAUGAUUGAUAUGAAUUUUACCGUUGGUGAACUUAUGGCUUUACGUUUAAUAACAUUUUGGAAUACAAAUGGUUUAAUUUUUUCACCUCAAACAAAAAAUAUCAUUGAAAUGGCACGAAAUGGAGCUGUUAAUGAAUUAUAUCAAUG
This is a messenger RNA of Loa loa (African eye worm), 396 nucleotides long. RefSeq lists its product as hypothetical. The transcript has 3 exons. Lineage: Eukaryota; Metazoa; Nematoda; Chromadorea; Rhabditida; Onchocercidae. The annotation marks the transcript as partial. The record is from RefSeq and is a predicted model, not a curated record.